CCGGUAUAAAUUCUCUGAAACCAGGGAGAAGAAACAUUUUACACGCGCACGAGAGAGAACGGCGGUGGAACACGUUAUAAAAAUAAUACCACUGACAGAUAGCCUAUAUGUUGCCAACAUAUAGAGACUAAGCUUUUGCUAUAUUUUCACGCGAGAGUAGGAUAGGAAAAGAAAGGGUUAAUUUUUAUAGCGUUUAUUGGAUGUAUUCGCUUCUGAAUGUAGGCCAAUUCAGCAUCUAAAUAGAGGACUUUUGUUACAUUUAUCCACUUCAGCCAGCUUCAAUCAGCCUUCUAGAGUUGACUAUCUCUGGCGGUAACGAAGACUGGACGUGGAACAUCAGAAACGGGAAUUCAUUCAGGUGCGAUGAGGCGGGCGAUGAGGCGGGCACUGAGCGCGGGGCGGUGCCUGGGACCCAAGGUGUACGCGGCGGCGCCGGACGGCGACUGGGGCUGGGUCGUCGCCGUGUCCUUCUUCUUCGUGGAGAUCUUCACCUACGGCGUCAUCAAGAGCUUCGGCGUCUUCCUGCAGGACCUCAUGAGCGAGUUCGGCGAGACCAACAACCGCAUCUCCUGGGUCGUCUCCAUCAGCGCGUUCGUCAUGACCUUCACCGCGCCCCUCUCCUCCAUGCUGAGUAACCGCUUCGGGUUCAGACCCGUCGUCAUGCUGGGGGGGUGCCUCAUCAGCCUGGGAACCAUAGCAACCGGCUUCACCCAAUCGGUCAACCAGAUGUACCUCACCACUGGCAUCAUCUCAGGCCUGGGUUACUGCCUGACCUUCCUGCCCACGGUCACCAUCCUGUCUCAGUACUUCUCCCGCCGCCGGUCCCUGGUCACGGCCUCCGCCUCCACCGGGGAGUGCUUCUCCAUCUUCGCCCUGGCGCCGGUGCUCACGGCUCUGAAGGAGCGGAUUGGCUGGCGGAUGUGCCUGGUCGUGGUCGGAGUUCUACAGGGCAGCAUCAUCAUCUGCGGAGCCCUCCUUCGGCCCAUCAUCAUCAAACCCACCGAGGAUGAAGAGGAGGAGGAGGAGGAGGGCGCAAACACACCCACCAAAGAUCCGCUGGAGGGCACGUAUGCCCUGGAGAACGAGGAGACGCGCACCUCCUCCGACUCUGGGGUGCAGUCUCUGGGCGCCUCUCACACGGACCUGGCCGAGGAGCGCAACGUUCCGGAGCAGAGGUCAGAGGAGAAGGCUCCGCUCGACCCCGCCCCCAGCUCCGCCCCCGGCCCCGGCCCCGCCCCCAGCCCCGCCCGGCCCACGCUCCUGGACGUGUCGGUGCUGAGGGACUGGAGCUUCCUGUGCUACGCCAUGUUCGGGCUCUUCGCCACGCUGGGCUUCUUCGCCCCGCAGCUCUACAUCAUCCAGCUGAGCGUGAGCCGCGGCGUCGCCAGGGAGACGGCGGCCUACAUGCUGUCGGCCAUGGCGGUGGCGGAGAUCGCGGGCCGCCUGUCCGUGGGCUGCGUGAUGAACCGGCGGGGCGUGCGGAAGAUCUACGUGCUGCUGGCGUGCGUGUCGCUGCUGUGCGCGGUGCUGGCGCUCUUCACCGCCGCGCAGGGCUUCUGGGGGCUCUGCACCUGCUGCGCGCUCUACGGCUUCCUGCUGGGCACCGUCUGCUCCACCCACAUCCCCAUGCUGGCCGAGGACGACGUGGUGGGCAUCCACAAGAUGUCGUCGGCGGCGGGAAUCUACGUCUUCAUCCAGAGCUUCGCGUGCCUGGGGGGGCCCCCGCUGGGAGGUAUCCUGGUGGACGUCACACAGAACUACGGCUCAGCGUUUUACUCCUGUGCGGUGGGGAUGGGCAUCGGGGCUGUGUUCCUGGGACUGGUGCGUCCGGCGAAGCAGUGGCAGUGCUGCACCAGAAGGGGGCGCCGGCGGGAGGACAGGGAGGCCGCAGAGCAGGCCGCAGCCCUACAAACCAAACAGGAAAUGCCCGUGGACUUCCUGGAGGUGGAUGUCGCCAUGGAGCCGAGCCACUGAAAACAACAGCCUGAGGGGGAAGUGUGAGCACUGGCGAUGUGCACGGAGACAGCCUUCUGUAAAGACACUGCGUCUCAGGUCAUGUAUCACUGGUGUGAGAAAGAUCGCAGGGGCAAGAAGAAAAAAAAAAAGUCUUAUGUUACGAGAGGUUCUUUGGGGAGACGGUGUCUACACGGGCUGCAAGCUUUCUCUUUCCUCUUGCAGUUUUUCUGGUCAGGGUUCAGGUCUGGUGAAAACAGGGUUUUUUUUUUCUUCUCAGAGCCGCGAAAGCGUUCCUGGUCCUGUCGAAGCGGGAUCAGUGACGGUCUGCGGCCGUUAGCCGAGCAGAAGCGCACUGCGGGGUCUCACUGACCAAAUCGGCAACCUUUAGCUUUUACACGCCUCUGCUGCAAGCUGCUCCACUGCUCUGUUGUGGUUACAGAAAAGGUCAAACGCACACCUGAAACCCACAAAAAGCCACACGUUUGUCUCUUUGUGUUUUUAUUCCUGAUUGUAGUUUAAAAAAAAUAUAUAUAUAUUUUUUUUUUUUUAAGUUGUCAAAAUGUUCAGACCAAUAUUAGACAAUGGAGGCUAGACCAUGCUGCCCACGUACAAGCAGAAGAGUCUGGACUCUAACAGAAGUCAGUUAAUGGAAUCUGUACUGUAACAGAACAGUGAGUUAGUUAAUGGAGACUGCUCUCUGUAACAGAACAGUGAGUUAGUUAAUGGCCUUUUUAGUCCACUAACUGCACUUUUUUAGCACAAAUCCCAUCCUGACUGGCUGGAAACUGCCGUUAACAGGAUUCAUGCCAAAAAGUGUAAAGUUUAAAAGUGAUAAAACUACCUGUUCGAUUUCCUUCACACCAUGAUGGGAAACGAUGUGAGUGAAGAUGUGGGGGUGGCAGAGACCGAGAUGGACGUUCGUGUGGAAGCAGACCUACGGCUCUCACCGCCACACCACGCAUCUGUGAGCCAGUCUGUUGGCCCUGGAAAAGUAGGCACGGACAGGUCACUCUAAACCAGACAAUCCAGAAAGAAUUCCCAUCACCGCCUGCUCAAAUCACAUUUACCAACCCACAUCCAUCACAUCCUCCCAAAUCCAUCACAUCCUCCCACAUCCAUCACAUCCUCCCACAUCCAUCACAUCCUCCCACAUCCAUCACAUCCUCCCACAUCCAUCACAUCCUCCCAAAUCCAUCACACCCUCCCAAAUCCAUCACAACCUCCCAAAUCCAUCACAUCCUCCCACAUCCAUCACAUCCUCCCACAUCCAUCACAAGCUCCCACAUCCAUACAUCCUCCCACAUCCAUCACAUCCUCCCACAUCCAUCACACCUCCCAAUCCAUCACAACCUCCCAAAUCCAUCACAUCUCCCACAUCCAUCACAUCCUCCCACAUCCAUCACAAGCUCCCACAUCCAUCACAUCCAUCACAUCCUCCCACAUCCAAACCAAAAAUUGAGCGGACGUAAACGAUCAACCUCCAAAGAUCCAGCAACCAAACGAAGAUGACGAGGGACUGAAAACUCAAGUCACCAGAAACGCACAAAUAUCGUCUGAUCGGCCUCGUUGAUUGUAUCUUCACUGAAUGUUUCAGGGAAGACAGUUACACUACACUGCUAACAAACAUAAGGCAACGCUGCUAGAGGCUAUCAGGUGGCAGCCUUGAGCUUUGUGGAGGGAAAAAGCCAUCUAGCAUCACGCAGUCAGUCAGUCUGUCUGCUCUUAAUGCUGCUCGACCUAUGCACAGCGACUUGAACUUCCUCAGAAUGGGUGUCAUUCAGUAUGCUCAUGUACUAUAAUGGAUUUUUGUGAAUUGUUAUUUUUUACUUAUUUUUAAAUUAAUAUGCAUUGUGAAUAACACAACUUUGCCUAAACAUUUUUUAAAAUGUAACUGCACAGAAUAUAAGGUUGUAACAUUUUCAGACCUUGAAAUUCCAACUGCUGAUUUUUAUUUUUUAUUUUUACUAAUUAAAUAAAUCCAGUUUACAACAGUAAA
This is a messenger RNA of Anguilla rostrata (American eel), 3952 nucleotides long. RefSeq names its product monocarboxylate transporter 7-like. Gene Ontology annotation, biological process: transmembrane transport; monocarboxylic acid transport. The transcript has 7 exons. Bases 364 to 1974 code for a protein of 536 amino acids. NCBI's taxonomy places the organism in Eukaryota, Metazoa, Chordata, Actinopteri, Anguilliformes, Anguillidae. The record is from RefSeq and is a predicted model, not a curated record. Gene Ontology annotation, molecular function: monocarboxylic acid transmembrane transporter activity. Gene Ontology annotation, cellular component: plasma membrane.